This is a messenger RNA of Paramecium primaurelia, 3067 nucleotides long. The record is from the annotation of a GenBank genome assembly. Lineage: Eukaryota; Ciliophora; Oligohymenophorea; Peniculida; Parameciidae.
AUGAAUGUAAAAAAUUAUAUAUUACGUAAACUUGUUGGCGAUUCAUCAAACACAUUGACAGUUGAAUAGGUUUAGAGAAUACUAGAAUCACAAAAGGAUGAUGAUAGAAUAUUUAGGUAAAAUGACAUAUGCGAAAUAGAGCAAUUAUUAAUUCAUCAUUAUCUAAUUAAAAACUACAGACAACCAAUUCUGAUUUCCUUAUUAAUUCUUCAACUGAUUUUGGCAAUCUAUUGUUGAACUAACUGCAAUCCAGUUUAGUAAAUAUACUAAUCCAUAUCAUCAUUUUAGUAAUCCAUAAAAUCAAAGAAUUAACUUUUAUCCAUAGACUAGUAUCCUAUAGACAUCAAUUAGUUUAAUAAUGACAUAUCACAAACUGAUUUAAUUAAAUAAUAACUAUAGCACAUCUAUCGAUUAUACAAAGCUACUAUUCGUUAAAAUGGUGAUGGAUUAAAAGAAAUAUUAAACUACCUUGCUAAUUUAAAUCAUACAGAAUAAAUUAUUGAAUCAUAAUAUGCAUAAUAAUGUAUUCUAAAAGCACCACAGUAUAUUCAAGGAAUAGAUUAAAUUAAAAUAUGGUGUGAUAAAAGUACAACUCUACAUUAGACUGUAACUGAAACUAGAUAACUAUUGUAAUAAAGUAGAAAUUCAUCAUUAAAAAAAUAAUUGGAAAUAGUUGAGAAAUACAAAUCCAUUUAAAGAAUUAAAUAUACAUUAGAAAAAUUAAUGAUAUUAAAAUAGACUUUUGGUUAAUUGGCUUAAACAAUGAAUAAAUAUGAUGAUAAUGCAUAUGAAAUCAUACCUAUCAUGAAAGAAACAUAAAACAACAUUAAUAAAUAUAAAUUGAAUGAAUUGAAAUUAUUAUGCAUUAGUGAUAAUUUUUUUGAAAAUAAAAUAGAAUCUUUAAAAGAAAGAAUAAAAUAAGGCAUUUUAGCUAAUUUUAUGAAAUUUGAUGAAAAAAAAUACUAUUCACUUUUGAAAAGUUAUUAUUUUAUUGAAAAACAUUAUCAAAUGUAAUCUUAUAUAACUUAAAUCUGGGCAUUAGCAAAGAAAAGUAUUAGUGUAACAUUUAAAAAUGCAAUAAAAUUAUUUGAAUAAUCUUAUAUUCCUAAUAAAAUCUAUUAAAAUUGUUAAGAUGAAGAUUUACUAUAAUUCUAUAAAUUACUAUAUAGUGAAUUAAUAGAACAAAUGCUAAAUUUUCAUUAUUGCAAUAGAUUUCAUUAAGAAAAUGAAUUUAAACUUGAAGAGGAAGAAAGUCAUUUUAAAUUUGAAGAAUAUACUGAAUAGAUUAGAUAAUCAUAUUUAGAAAUGAGAUAAUUAAUAUGGUAAUAAAUUCAAAAGAAACUUGUUAAAAUCAUUACUGCUCAUUUAAUAAAUAUUAAAUCUUUAGUUAUUGAAUAAUUAAUAUACUUUUUAGGUUAUAAUUGCUUAUUAAUUAAAAGGGCUGAAGAUUUUAGUCAUUCUGAUUCAUAAAAGUAUGCAUAUAAAUAAUAUUUAGUUUGACUAAAUGCAUUAUUGAUAUCUAUAUGAGUUUUGUUUAAUAGUUUCAUAAAGCAAAUCUAAAAUCAAUAAGUACAUAUUUAUAAAAUGAAUUAUACUAAAGAUUGCCUUUAACUAAAGAUUCUAAGUUAAAUUAAUAAUUAGAAUAAUUAACAAAUUUAAAUUAAGUAAAUAAAAAGCUUUUUGAAUAUUUAAUUGAAAAAAGGGAAGAAAACUAUUAAUAAGAAAUAAAGAAAACAAUUGAUUUUUAAGAUUUGAUAAAUAAUGAUAAAGAGAUGCAAUUAUUUUAUUUAUUUGAAUACCAAAAUCCUUUUGUACUUUAAUAAGAGGAGUUUGAUCUAAUUAUUAAAGCUAUUUGGAUAAAAAAGUAUACAACUUAAUCCACUGGAAUUUUGAAUUAAAUUGAAUCAGUUUUAUCAUCAUCUAGUAUAAGAAUUUUGGAAUUACUUCCAUAAUAUGCAUUACUUUCCUUCUAUCAUCCUUCAUGUUAAUAAUAAAUUAUUAGUAAUUUUCUAUAAUUACUUGAACUCUAUAUGUUUGUUUCUUAUAAUUAAUUAGUUGGGAUGAAUUAAUAAAAAUAAUUAUUAGAAAAUUUUGCUUAAAUAAUAAAGUUUGAUGAAAGUAAAGAAAUCGAUUUUUAUGUCCAAACAUAUGAUUCAUUUAGUGAUUGUUUAGUUAUUUAAGAAAGAUUUUGUUAAUUUAAAAGGUUUAUCUAAAAAUUUUAUAAAGAAGGAAUUGAUUUUAAAGAAAUAGAUAUAUUUUAAUCAAAAGAAAAAAAAUAAUUUGUUGAUAUUGCAGAAAGAGCCAUAGCAUCAGAAUCUUUAGCCUAUUUACUUUAUUAAACUAAAUCAGUAUUCUCCCUAAUUGGAAUAACAUCAUAAAAUUUUGAUAUUUUUAAAGAAGUUUAUAAUCAAUAUAAAGAGUUCAUUUAUAGAAAUUUUGUGUAAACUUAUAUUAAGAUUGAUGGUAUUGUAUAAUAUGUACCUCAAUAAAGAUGGGAUCUUAAAGAUUUACAUAAUGAAAAUAAUAAUAUUUAUUUGGAUAGAUUGAUUUAAUUUAUACUUGAUUAAAAAGAAAGAUUAAAAAGCAUUGGAGGAGGUGUUAUACCACCUAAUGCUCAAAAGGAUAUUUUUUCGUUUUUGGCAGAACAUUGUUUAAAUAUAUUAUUAGAAACUUAUGGAAAAAUAAAAAAAGUAAAAUAUAUUUAAUAAAUAAUAGUUAAAUUCAAUAGGAAGAGAUUAAAUGAUUUUUGAAUAUACUACUUGUUGUUAAUCAAUAGAAUCAAGUUAAAAAAAUAAUAAAGAAGUUGUGCUUAAUCCAAAAAUCACUCUAAUGUAAUUAGAAUACUUGAAAGUUUUUAAUUCUUAAUAAUAUGAAGAGAUUGAUUAGUAUAUUCAAAAAUCGAAAGUAAAUAUUUUGUUAUAAUCAUUUUUAGACUUUAAUUCCAUUAAGAUUGUUGUAUAAUUUGAUGAAUUCUAGUUCAAGUUAUAAUAAAUUAUCAAAAUAACAGAAAAAAGAUAUAUCAAUCAAAUUUUUUAAAGAUUAUUAUGAUACAUUUAAAUUAUUUUGA